AUGGACCGCCCCGGCUUUGUCGAAACCCCCGGCCGUCGCGUCACCCGUAAUAGCUCUGUCUUCGACGGCAGCGAGAACGAGGGCUCCAAGUCCCCCUCCGAACAAGCAAAGUCAACUACCCGCCGUCGCGCUUCUGCAAAGGUCAAGGCCGAAGAGGAUGAGACCCCGGUGAAGGUUUUGGUCAAUGGCAAGGCUACCAAGGCCAAGGAGUCCAAGUCGCGCAUGGUCGAUGGAUGGGAACCCGGUCUGGAUCCUAAGGUUGACUACAGCGGUCACUUCGAAUUCGGUGGCUCGCUCGGUGUUCUGUCUAUGAUGAUUGGUUUCCCAAUGCUUAUGUACUACAUGUGGAUUGGAGCCACUUACUACAAUGGCAAGUUCCCGCGUCCCGCGGAGGGCGAGAGCUACAGUGACUUCUUUGCGCACCUGGUCGAUCUGGUGUACACCGGUGCUUUCCCUUCGCUGAAGGCCUGGACAAUCUAUUGGGUUUUCUUCCUCUUUGAGGGUGCUUGCUACGUGCUUCUUCCUGGUGUGAACGUAUCCGGACGCCCUCUGCCGCACAUGGGUGGCAAGCAAUUGCCAUACUACUGCUCCGCUGUGUGGUCUUUCUACACUAGCAUUGGAUUGGCUCUGAUUGCGCACUUUACCGGACUUUUCAAGCUGUACACCAUCAUUGAUGAGUUCGGUCCUUUGCUGAGCGUUGCUAUUCUGUCUGGAUACAUUGUCUCUUUCAUUGCCUACUUCUCGGCUUUGGCGCGUGGUGCCCAGCACCGUAUGACUGGCUACCCCAUCUACGACUUUUUCAUGGGUGCUGAGCUGAACCCCCGCAUGUUCAACAUCCUUGAUUUCAAGAUGUUCUUCGAGGUUCGCCUUCCUUGGUACAUCCUGCUGUUCCUGUCUAUGGGUGCCGCUGCCCGCCAGUGGGAGCUCUAUGGUUACGUGUCUGGUGAAGUCAUGUUCCUUGUCAUGGCUCACUACCUUUAUGCCAAUGCCUGCUCCAAGGGCGAGGAGUGCAUUGUGUCUACUUGGGAUAUGUACUACGAGAAGUGGGGCUUCAUGUUGAUUUUCUGGAACUUGGCCGGUGUUCCUCUAAGCUACUGCCACUGCACCAUUUAUCUGGCUAACCACGACCCCGCCGAGUACCGCUGGAACCGCUUCUUCCUUGCUUUCCUCUACAUCGCCUACCUGUUCGUCUACUGGAAGAACCGUUUCCGCCAGCAGGAGCGCGGCACCAUGGUUGCCCGCAACACCUUCCCCCAGCUUCCCUGGCAAACCGUCAAGAACCCCAAGACUCUGACUGCCGAGGAUGGCUCAAAGAUUCUUGUGGACGGGUGGUAUGGCAAGGCCCGCAAGAUCCACUACUCGUGCGAUCUCUUCUUCGCUCUGAACUGGGGCCUGAUCACCGGCUUCUCAAGCCCCUUCCCCUGGUUCUAUCCUCUCUUCUUCGCCUGCAUGAUCAGCCACCGCGCUCUUCGUGACAUCCAGCGCUGUCGCACCAAGUAUGGUGAGACUUGGCUCGAGUAUGAGCGCCAGGUGCCUUACCUGUUCAUUCCUGUGAAAAUGUUGAUCCAAGAAUCCUACCACGAUGUCCCCACCACAGCAGAUGGCCAGGGGACGAUGCGAAUUUACGUCUUCCACCCGACAAUCCCGGGCUACGUCAAAGCCCGUUUCCCAGGCGUAGUCGUCUUCAGCGAGAUCUACCAAGUAACCGGCCCGGUAGCACGCUUCGCGCGCCAGAUCGCCGGUCAGGGUUAUAUCUGUGCUGCGCCAUCUAGCUACCAUGAAUUCACUGGCCCGGAACCGCUGAAGUAUGACGCCGAAGACACCGACAAGGGCAAUGCCUGGAAGAUUGGCAAGAAACUGGCCGCUUAUGACGAAGACGCUAGUCUUAGCGUCGAUUACCUCCUUUCCCUACCGACGUGUAAUGGUCGCGUCGGUGCGACGGGUAUGUGUCUAGGUGGUCAUUUGGCUUAUCGCUGUGCUUUGGAUAGCAGAGUUAAGGCCAGUGUGUGUUACUUUGCUACGGACAUUCAUAGCAAGACCCUUGCGCUGGGGAAGAAUGAUGAUAGUCUUGCUAGGGCGGGAGAUAUAAAGGGUGAGAUGUUGAUGAUUUUCGGUAAGAAUGAUAACCAUGUCCCGCCGGAGGGACGGGAUCUCAUUCGCAAGACCCUGCAUGAGAAGGGUGUUCAGUUUAGCUUUUAUGAGGCUGCGUGGGCACAGCAUGCUUUUAUCCGUGAUGAGCUUAGCAAGGGUCGCUACGACCCGGCUAUCACUAAGGUCUGCUUUGAGAUGUUGCUUGAGCUGUUUGGCCGUACUUUGAAGCUGGAUUUGGGCGAGCAUGAUGGUCAAAAGCAGGUUAUUGAGGAUGUUUGUUAA
Penicillium soppii is the source of this 2373-nucleotide messenger RNA. Its product is annotated as C-24(28) sterol reductase. Gene Ontology annotation, cellular component: membrane. Lineage: Eukaryota; Fungi; Ascomycota; Eurotiomycetes; Eurotiales; Aspergillaceae. The record is from RefSeq and is a predicted model, not a curated record. Gene Ontology annotation, biological process: sterol biosynthetic process. The transcript is spliced from 10 exons. Gene Ontology annotation, molecular function: oxidoreductase activity, acting on the CH-CH group of donors, NAD or NADP as acceptor; hydrolase activity. Bases 1 to 2373 code for a protein of 790 amino acids.